UUUAGUUUUGUGUCAUGUCUGUGAUCUGCUUUUUUUCUACAAAAUUAAACAACUGAAUGAACAUCCUCCGAGGCCGGUGAUUCCAUAAUUUUUGCCAGGGGUUGUAGUAGAAUUUAUUACCCAAAAACAGAGACAUUCAAAUACAUUCCAUCUUAAAAUUUUAACAGGAAAAACAGCAGAAUGUGGAUUUUAUGGUAUAGUACAGGAACAAAUUUAAAAUCUUUGAAGAUGACAGUGAUGAUUUUGCAUAGGGACAAAGCUCAUAAAAUUGGUUUAGAAUGUGUGUCGGCUGCAGCCUUUAAAAAUGGACAUUUAAAAACUUGAUUGAAAGAAAAGAAGCGUUUUCAGGUCUAAGAAAUGCACCUGUUUAUGUUGCUUUAAAUGGAAAAGAGCUGAUGCUCACAGCACCACCUUGCUGCGGAGAGAUGUAAUUCCUACACUACCAUCUCUGCCACAUGUGGAGUGGGUGUGUCACCCCACACACUGAUAAUAACAACAUUAAAGCAGAAUUACACACACAAUGUUAUGUAUCAAAUGAGUGUUUUCAGGCCUAAAUUUUGUUUUGGGCAGAAUUUUCUCCAUGCACACAAUUUACAUCCAAACUGGACUUAACUUCCUGUGAAACAUCACUGGUUGUGUAGGCAGUUUUCUCAAGCAUCAUUUAUUUUAAAUGGUUCUUUUUUUUUUUUUGCUACCUUUCAUUGUUGCAUAUAGUUCUUGAUGUAUUUUUAGGCAUAUUCCAAGCUGCACUGUUAGAAAUUUAGGCCUGAAAGCUUAAGACUUGUGAUGUCAGAGCAGGUUGCUGAGGGGAUAAAGAGUUGUCUGUCCUUGGACAAGACCCUUGCCAUCUUUGUCCACCCAGUUGUGAAUGGCUACUGGCCUUGGCUGGGGUAGUAACCGGCAUUGUCCUGGUAUCCUGUCCAGGGGGAGUCAGGCUCUUGGAUGCUUGGAGUGACAGAAUCUGGAAAUCUGCAACAACAGGUCUCCAAAGGAUGUCGCAGAAGUCUUAUGAAUUCGCAGAAUUCUUCUGAAGCAUGUUGUCUAUGCUGGUUGUGAGAGAUGGACAUAUGUUUUGUUUUUCUGGUGCAGCAAGCAGCAGUUCUCUGUUUAAAGUGACAGGCAGAGAAACUGGUCUCAUCAAACAUCUGUAUAAAAAAAAAAAAUGGGUGGGCAAGAACCACAUGAUUUAGCCCCAACCAAGCUUGAAUAACCAGUGAACAGCAGCUGCUGAUGUAAUAAAGCCCCAUUAAACACGUGAUGUUUUCGUUUUGAUACAGACUCUCGAACAAUGUUUUAAAAGGUUUUCAACAGGUUUAGAUAUACUGUGGAACAGUAGUUCAGAUUUGCAGUAUUGACAAAAAAAAAAAAAACCCUCUUGUAUCACUGUCAUCCACAUGCAUUCUAUUCAUUGUUCAGUUUUAUUUUCCCCAUUCUGUAGUUAUUUGGUCCAUAAAGUCAAUUUUUCAGAGCCUAAAAUGAUGCCUUCACAGGGCUGGUUUUACUCACCCACUGUUGCAGAAUUACAACAAUUUUUAUCCCCCAAAAAAAACUUUUUGGGGGGGGGUAGUUAAACCACAUUAACAUACUCAUUUGGUCCUGUUGUUCAGCCUCAGAAUGGUCAUACAUUUGUAUAUAAGGCCUGCCCUGGGGUUCAGAAGUCACAGAACCUCCAGAUUUUUGAGACACCAUCAUCCCCUCAAUUCAUUGGAUUGGAUUAAUCUGAUUAAAUUUAUCUAGAAUCUGCAGGUGGUACCCAAAGAGCACAAUUCUGUGGAUGAGAUGAUGAUUCCUUUCAAGGAGAAGUUCUGCAGCAUCAAGCAGUAUAUGCGAUGCAUGCCACAGCCAUGGGGGUUCAAAGUGUGGGUGAGAGCUGGAAUCUCUGGCAUGAUGCUUGACUUUGUUUACCAAAGGAGCGUGAACACUGGAGUACGAGUCAAAUCUGAACUUGGAUUGUCAGGUGAUGUUGUGAUGAGGCUUGUCUCCAUACUUCCAAAGGGUCAGAACUACAAGGUCUAUGCAGACAACUACUUCACCUCUGUUCCAUUGGUAGUGAAGCUCCUUGAGCAAGAAAUCCAUUAUGCAGGAACAGCCAGGCAGGUUCGCCUUCCCAACUGCAACCUUGAUGAAAAGAUCUUGAAGAAGGGUAGAGGAAGCUUUGACUACAGAGUGGAGGGGAAACACAUCUGUGCUGUCAAAUGGCAUGACAACAGAGCCGUCACACUUGUGUCAUCCUUCGCUGAACCAGAACCUGUGCAGAAGAUUCAACGCUGGAACAAAGCCACCAAAACCUACACUGACGUUGAACGGCCUUACAUUGUGGGUACCUACAACAAAUACAUGGGAGGCCUGGAUUUGUUGGACUCAUUCACAGCAAAAUACAAGUUUGCCCUGAAAUCCCAGCGCUGGUACACGUAUAUCUUCUGGCACACCAUCACCCUUGCUGUGGUCAACGCCUGGCUCCUUUACAAGCAGCACUACCAAUCUCCUAAGGUGCCAAACAAGGAGAUAAUGAACAUGAGAAAGUUCCAGGCUCCACACUAUCUGUCAUUUUGGUGGAUAUAACACCAAAAACUUCAAAGACAGGACGACCAUCUUCAGCCAACAGGAGCCCAGGUGCAGCAGGGAGUCCUUUGAAUGCUGGGAAGAGACCUUCCCCAGGUGAUGGGAGUCCAAACGGUCCCUCUUUACAGAAAGCAUGUGUGCAAGGACCAAACUGGACAUUUCCCCAUGAAUAUGAAGAGAGGACACUGCAGACAUUGCAGUAAAGGGUAUAACACCCAGUGUGCCAAGUGUGAUGUUCGCCUGUUUUUCAGAGGACAAGAACUGUUUUUGGGAAUAUCACUGUAAAUAAAUAGCAAAGUUCUUGUCUUGCAAUAACUGACUGUUCACAACAUGACAUUAUUUUUCAUGUUAUACUGUUCUAUACAAAAGCAAAACCCUGCAAAUAAAUCCUUAGUUCUGUACUGUUGAUAGACAAUGACCACAAAUACAGGAGAUUCUGCUCCCCUUAGAGCCCAAAGUUGCAAUAUUACAUUUCUGUAAAAACCUACAAAAACAUUUAAAAAAAAAAAAAAAACUAAUUUUCUCCCUCAAAGGCCUCCUACAAUAACGUCUUAACGACUGAAAUUUUUUUUGUUUUUCUAUAUGUGGGUUUUACAGGGUUAAAUAUUUA
This is a messenger RNA of Thalassophryne amazonica, 3172 nucleotides long. Its product is annotated as piggyBac transposable element-derived protein 3-like. The transcript is spliced from 3 exons. Bases 1780 to 2562 code for a protein of 260 amino acids. NCBI's taxonomy places the organism in Eukaryota, Metazoa, Chordata, Actinopteri, Batrachoidiformes, Batrachoididae. The record is from RefSeq and is a predicted model, not a curated record.